Molecule: messenger RNA, 4670 nt
Organism: Micropterus dolomieu (smallmouth bass)
Lineage: Eukaryota; Metazoa; Chordata; Actinopteri; Centrarchiformes; Centrarchidae
Product: KIAA0586 ortholog
Exons: 25
Coding region: 10-3681 (1223 amino acids)
Biological process (GO): smoothened signaling pathway
Cellular component (GO): centriole; ciliary basal body
Source: RefSeq, a predicted model, not a curated record
CAGUCAGAGAUGGAGGCUCGUGUGUCUCACCUGGCUGCAGGUGUGCAGGAGCUGCUGCAGGCUGGCAGGGAGGGCGGGGACAGGGGGCGGAGCCUGAGUCAGCAGACGCUGCAUCACCUGGAGACGCUGCACAGCCAACAGCUGCAGCUGCAGAGCCAGCUGCUGGAGUCGGCCCUCAGGAUAGCGGCGGGCCACGCCCCUGUGGCGCCUGCGACCUCUGACCUCACGGCUUCAGGUCAGCCGCCCCGUCUGCAGGUCACUCACCUGGAAGCUGCAGAUGUCCUUAGCAACCAGCAGCAAAGCUCCUCGGCAACCACAGCCGCCGCCACCGAGGAGACUUACCCAGUUGCUAUGACAACUGCCCAGCAAACCAGAGAUGCACGGCAUUCCAGAGGUCCCGGCGUUUCCCCGGGACCCCAGCCAGCGGCGACUGCCAAUCACAGUCAGGCGGUGGCGAGGAGAGCCAAUGAGAUGCUGAGGGAGAUGGGACGUUUGAAGAGCGAGAUGAAGAUGCUGCUGACGCAGCCAGAAGACUCUCUGAACACCACCAGACCUGGACCAGAUCACAACCAAGCCCAACAAAACUUACUUCAGUCCCAGCAAUCCCACUCCCAACACAACCAUCCCAAAUCCUUCCAGCCCAGGUCCCAACAAACUGAUCCCCAGCAGUCCCAGACACAACCCAGGUCCCAGCAGUCCCAGACACAACCCAGGUCCCAGCAGUCCCAGACACAACCCAGGUCCCAGCAGUCCCAGACACAACCCAGGUCCCAGCAGUCCCAGUAUCAAUCUAAACCAGUCCAGCUCCAUCAAAGCCCUUUCCAAGAAACCCAGUCCCAGCAGUCCCAGUCCGUACUGGUCCAGAGGAGGCCUGUGGUUCCGUCUGUGUUGGAGGAGGCGGGUCAGGUUCUCCGUCAGGUUCGGAGACAGAAGAAGAUUCUGGAGGAGAACCUGGAGGCUCUGCUGAGAGCCAAAACCGGAGAGGUCCUGCACUGCCAGCUGGAGGCGCUGGCUGCUAACAGGGACGGGACCGAGGAGGUCCGGAUCAAGAAGACAGUGGACGCCUGGAUCAGGUCCUUAACCAAAGACAUCCACGCUGAGCUGUCCUCAGAUGUUCCCUGCAGAGCUGCAGACUCUGUCAGACGCUCAGCCAGCAGAGACGCUGCGGUGACAUCACAGCAGAGGGCUGCUGGGAGCUCCGCCCACAGGGGCAGGGGGAGGCCAGUGAGCGCGCCCAGAGGAACAGGAAGUAAGACUGCGGCGGGACGAGGAGAAAGAGGACGGACAGCCGGACGCAGACAGGGGGCGGAGCCUGACAGAGUCUCAGGUGGGCGGACAGACAGCGACCCUGCGAUGGACGGAGUGUCGUACCUGACUCGUCUGUACGGCAGAGCCCCGUAUGAAGGUCUGAGACGGACCCUGAAGAAGAGUCCGUACCUUCGCUUCAGCUCACCUGGCUCACCGCCCGGCAGGAAGUCCCGCCCCCGGCUGGUGGAGAGCGUCAGAGGUGUGAAGUUGAAGUCCUGUAAGACUCAGACGUGUUUGGCUCCUCCCCUCAGUCUGUCACCUGGACGACCUCAGCACCAUUACAUCAUCAGCUCCUCCCACCUGACCUCUGGUGACCCCGUUGACCUGACGGUGACCCCUGCAGACAGUCACUCUGUUCCCGUGGCGAUCCCACUGGGUCGUCGCAGGAUGGACUCUUCUUCCAGGCGCCUCACUGAACGUCAACAGGAAGUGACAUCACCACCCACAGCUCCUCCCACAACUAGUGCGGUUGCCGUGGAUGACAGAACAUCUGAGCUACAGUCACUAGAGGCGGAGCAGCUGGACGCAGGUGAGGCUCCUCCUCCGUCACAUACUGUUGACAUCAUCGAGCGGAGGAGUGACGAAGAGGAGGACGAAGAGAACGUCUUCCCUGGAGCCGACUUCCUGUCUGUCACUGAUGUUGUCCAGCAGGAGGAGGUGAGUGUGGUCGGGGAGGAGGCGGUGGAGUUGGAUGGAGGUCCGUCUCCCCCUCCGGUCCUGUAUCAGGGUCCGGUCUUCCCUCCCCAGGCCCGCUCUGCCCUCCCUGCCCAGGAUCAGGCCUCCGUCCUGGGCCUCGACCUGCGAAGAGACGCCCUGGAGAACCGGCUGGUGGAAUGGGUGGAGCAGCAGCUGAUGUCCAGGAUGAUCUCGGAGAUGUGCCGCCCCCCUCCAUCUGACCCCGCCCAGAACGACUCCACUGACCGAUCAGAGCCCGAGGAGCGAAGCGUCACCUCAGACAUCGUGGAGGCAGCAGGAGGUGCAGGUCUGCAGCUGUUUGUAGACUCCAACAUGUCGGUGGACUCGGCUCUGAUCCGGCAGCUGGUGAAUGAGGUUCUGACAGAGCAUGUGGCCCGGAUGCUGGGACACAGAGACACACUGGAGACAGGACCAGCACCCGAACAGGAGCAGCCCAGACCAGGUCCAGGAGCCCAUCAGGAGGAGAAACUGGUACCACUGGUUCCUACACCGGUACCAACCCCUCCACCCAGCCUGACCCCGCCCAGCAGAGAGACUCUGCCACGCCUGACCACACCCCCUCCCUCUGAACCAACCAGCCUGCUGCACGAGGAGUCUCCUCAGCCAAUCACAGCAGCAGAGCCUGUGACCACGCCCACCUCCAGCCCAGAGCCCUCCCUCUCUACAGGAAGUCCUCCUGCUGUUCAUCAGGCCCCGCCCCCUCUCAACUGGGGAGACGCUGAGCUGCCAUUGGACGAGGAGAGACCAGAGGAACACCUGGAUACACACGCACAGCCGCUGGUGAUGUCAGUAGCAGAGGAGGAGCCUCCUCCCUUCUCCCCUCUUCCUUGUCCUUCUCCCUCCGCCCCUGCUGCUCCCUCCCCGUCUCCUCCUCCUCCUCCUGGUCCGGCGUCUCCGUCCAGCUCCUCAGGGGACUCCAGCAGCUCCAGCAGCUCCAGCAGCAGCAGCAGCAGCAGCGCGGUGACGGCCGGGACAGAAGCUGCACUCAAACACAUCUCAGAGGGAGAACUGCUCAUCAGUGUCAACCAGCUGGCUGCCACCACAGAGGAGGCGGCGGUCUGCAGUUUCUCCAGCUCCCUCCAGGAGCUGCAGGAGAUGGACUUUGACCCCCCCAGUGAAGGACAGGUCAGAGGUCACGACCUCCUGCUGACCCUGCUGACCAAGAUGGAGCAGGGUGUCACACACAGAGGAGAGAGACCACAGCCGGAGGGCGCCUGGGGGAGGGAUCAGGAGGAGGAGGAGGUCAGCGUGGGAGAGGUGAGAGACGAUCAGACUACAAAACCUCACUGGACUACAAAUCCCAACACUUACAGCAAGAGUACAGCAGCCCAGCGUGGUCAGACCUCCUCACCUGGACAGAUCAGUCAGUGUGCAGAUGUGUCUGAAGUCAGUUUUGAAGCGACGAAUCAGGGCUCGGUCACCGUGGGCGACCUGAUGGUGGAUCCAGUCGGGACUCUGACCUCUGACCUGCAGACCGACCUGUCGCUGUCUCCUCCCCCACACCUGGAGAACCCACAGUCUGCAGUCCUGGUCCGGCAGUACGACCCACAGACAGCUGGAACCAGGAGGAUGGAUGUUCAUCUGCCCUCCAUCAGACCGGAGGAGGAGGAGGAGGAGGAGGAGGAGGUGGUCAGCGCAGCAGCAGAUCCAGACUCCUCCACCAACGAUGUUUUCUAGAGGGAAACUGAGGCCAGACGUCCGUCCAUCAACAUCUUCAUCUUUAUUUGAUUCAGUUCUGAACUGGUUGAUGAGUUUCACAGCUGAGGAGAAAUUUAUCUUCAUCCUCCUCUUUAACAGCAAACACGUCUUUCUUUCCACUGAAGUCUGUUUGAUGAGGCUUCCUGUGACCUUUGACCUCUGUCCACCCGGUCAGCUGCCUGAAGCCUGAAUAAAUGGUUUUAAUAAACUUUGACCUUCUCUGACUUCUUCUGCUGUCUCCUUGCUGGUUCCAUCGUGGUGUUUCUCAGAGUCAGUGUUUCUGUAGCUUUUCUUCUCAGGAGAAACUUCACCACGUCCCUCCUGGAGGGGUUUUACUAACCGCUCUGCUCUCAUCGCUCCGACGCCGGCUGAUUUCUGCAGGAGGGAAACAAACUGGUUUCAUCCUCGAUGAACGCGUUAGAAAUGAUGGAAAGAUGUGUCUCAAGUCAGUUUUGAAGAGACCAAUCAGGGCUCGGUUACCGUGGAUCCAGUCGGUACUCUGACCUCAGACCUGCAGACCGACCUGUCGCUGUCUCCUCCCCCACACCUGGAGAACACACACAUACUGCAGUCCUGGUCCGACAGUACGACCCACAGACAGCUGGAACCAGGAGGAUGGAUGUUCAUCUGCCCUCCAUCAGACCGGAGGAGGAGGAGGAGGAGGAGGAGGAGGUGGUCAGCGCAGCAGCAGAUCCAGACUCCUCCACCAACGAUGUUUUCUAGAGGGAAACUGAGGCCAGACGUCCGUCCAUCAACAUCUUCAUCUUUAUUUGAUUCAGUUCUGAACUGGUUGAUGAGUUUCACAGCUGAGGAGAAAUUUAUCUUCAUCCUCCUCUUUAACAGCAAACACGUCUUUCUUUCCACUGAAGUCUGUUUGAUGAGGCUUCCUGUGACCUUUGACCUCUGUCCACCCGGUCAGCUGCCUGAAGCCUGAAUAAAUGGUUUUAAUAAACUUUGACCUUCUCUGA